This is a messenger RNA of Mycena citricolor, 3057 nucleotides long. Lineage: Eukaryota; Fungi; Basidiomycota; Agaricomycetes; Agaricales; Mycenaceae. The record is from the annotation of a GenBank genome assembly.
AUGGCGCCACAAGGUCUAAAAACUGCAAAGCAAACUUCUGCCGCCCGUGGGGGCGGUGCGUCUUACUACUCCGACGAACUCAAGGAGCUGCUCCGCCUACUCAAGGCCCUCCCUGACACCAUUCCCAUCGGUACUGAGCACGACUUCAUCAACUUUGAACCUGAUCCGGAGAAGGUGGUGGACUUCGGCGAUGAGAGGGCUGCUGUGAACCAGGCCGUGGAGGUGUCAUUUGGUGCGCGAACGCUGCCAGGAAAGGACGAAAUGAUACCUGUUGUCUUCAAAACACGUGGGCCUGCUCUAGAAGCAAUCGUCGAAGUCUUUCGUCAGUAUAUCACUGGGUCGGGGGGUAGUAAUGUCAUUAUGUGCAAAUGGGUGGAUGAUCUGCGAAGUUCUGCAAAGAAGGCAAUCUUAGACGCCAAUCAGACGCUUCCUCGGGCGAUCCACACAACUGCUGCCAAACGAUUGUUGGAGGAGGAGGAAAACACGACCAAUUCAGCCAAGCGGAAGAAGAAGGAUCUCGCUGCUGUCAAAGGCCAGUCCAAAAAGGAUCUUGCCGCCGCAAAGGAGAAGACAGAGCAGGGCAAGAUCCCUUGGGACUUUGACGAUCUUGAAGACGAUGUGGUGGAGCCCAAGCUGGCAAAACGCGGUCGCGGAGCUCCCACAAAUAAGCUCCUUGACCGUCUCGUCAUCCCUUGUCAUUCCAUCACUGACAAGACAAAGAAGCGCUUCCGUUGCAUGGGAGACGGAUGUAAAUGGAGCUGUUCGGCGCCACGGAUGUCGGGCCGCAUCCUCCCACAUGCGUCAGAGUGUGCAUACUUCCCCGAGGAGACAAGAGAGGAUGCCUUGAUGGAGAAUGCUGAGGAUGCACUCGGAGCCCAAGUAGUGCUGGAUGAGGACGACGAGGACAACAAUGAGAAGGAGCCGGGGAAGGACGCGUUUGCGGCAUUUGUGAAGACUGGGCAGGACGAACGUGUUGUGAAAACCAACCUUCUUGCACUUGAGCUCUGGUGCAGUGCUGGUCUUGCCCUUCGUCUUUUUGAUGCGCCGCGGUUCCGGAAGUUCAUGAAUCAUCUUGAUCCCAAGAACAAAAUCUAUGUGUCAACCACGUUCUCUGAGAACAAGAUCCCAGCCGAAGCCGCACGUAUCACUGUUCUUGUCAAUCGGCUGUUGCGGAAGCAGCAGAAUCUGACGAUCAGCUACGACGGUGCUACAAUCAAGAAGGGAGAAUCGAUUUACACCUUCCAUGUCACUACCCCGGACACCCGCAUCUCUUACUUUGUCCAUGGCGAUGUUGCGUCGGGGCUCUCGCAUACCGGAGAUCACAUCAAAGCAGCGGCAUUGAAGGUCAUGGAUCGAAUCGGUCGCUCAAAUUUCUCGGCUGUAUCUUGUGACAGCACGGGGAACACAAGACUUUCGCGAGAUCUCUUGGUUGAUGAGAUUCCGACACUGAUACAAGCACCAGACCCGUGCCACCACGCGUCAAAUCUGAUCAAGAAUAUCUGCGCAAUUGAGUAUUUUGUCAUGCCUAUCCUCAAAAUUCGAGACAUAGUCUCGCACUUUUCGCAGUCGACACAAGCCUCUACUCAUCUUGACGGGAUGCGUGUGAGUUUAGGUCUCAAUCAUGGACUUCAGAAGAUCGGAAAGACUCGAUUUGGGACGGUCUUUUGGGCCACUUCUGCACUCGACCCUCUGUUACCACCCAUUCACAUGCUCGUUCAAACGGGGGUCGUUGCUACUAACUCUCAGAAUAAGCAUGGACGCAAUCUCUCAUGGAUGAAGAACCUGCGUGAAUACACCGAAUUCCAGCUUCACGUGAAACAGCUGCUCGCUGUGCUGGAGCCUAUUGCACGAACAAUCAAAUGCCUUGAGGGGACUCAGGUCACCACCGGAGACAUUUGGAUGUUCUUCGUUGCGAUCACUGCGGUUCUCGACGACUUGUUCACCAGUAACGAGCUCGGUAUUCCGGACAACACUAUGGACGAGAUUCGAGGCCAUGUGAACAAUAGAUUCGAGCAAUUGAUUGAGGGACCAGACGGCGGCGUCUAUCUGGCCGGAUUUUAUCUCAAUCCAGACCGUGUUGACAGUCCGAUUUUGCGCGAGACAACAGCCAAUCGUCUCGCCCGUUCAGCAACAGCAACUCCAAUGUCUACAGGCUCAUCUACCGACAAGGAUCUUCGCGAUUCAAUCCCUGCCUAUGGGACAGUCGGAGCGUAUCUUUAUUCGCUGCUACAACGGGAGAUCAAGGCGGAACGAAAUCCGCCGCAAUUUUCAGGGUACAAAAAGAGUGCUGAUGUUCUCGGCGCGUUUCGGGCCCAGUUCGAGGCUUACACGCGUCAGCAUGCGCCGUUCAGUGCUCGAUCAAGUGCAUGGACAAAGCCGUACCUUUAUUGGAUGGCAAUGAGCGAUAGACCCGAUGCCGGAAUUUUGGCGUAUCUUGCAAUUAAAGUCCUCGGCAUUCUUCCAAACUCGAUGGCCGAAGAGCGGACAGUUUCUAAUUUCACCAAGCUCAACACCAACGACCGCGCAAAUCAAAGUGCUAAAACCAUCAUUGCAAUGACGAAGAUUCAGCAGCAUCUUCGUCGAGAAGAUGAGCGCAAUUCUCCCGUUUGUUCAUUGCCCAAGAGUUCAAACUCCCUAUUGAUUCGCUUCCAGGAUGAUUCGGCCAAACAUCCACCCGUUCUUCGAUGGCGCGCGGUGAAAAAACUUAUGCCAUUCAAGACAGGACAGUCAGCAGAGGCGCCCGCAAAUGAGACCGAUUCAGAGAUCAAUCAGGAUGGGCCUCUAUCCGAAGAAUGCAUGGCCGGAUUGCAAUGCCUCGAAAAAGACUCUCCCGGAGAAUGCGACAAAUCUUCGCAUGCUGCCACUUUCUUUGGCAUUGAGUCUACCGGUGUCAACUUUCGACAUGCUUUCUUUCGCGAUCUCCUGAGCGACGAACCUGUCAUUGGUGCAGAUGAAAUUAAAUCUCUUGGUGAGACUGAUCUUGGAUCCCAAAAUACUGUUGGUAAGGGUAAGGUGAAACUUAUUAUUGAUGACCUGAUGGACGAGGACGAGUUCUAG